GAAUAUAUUAUUCGAGUACAAAGAGGAAUUUCUGUAGAAAACAGCUGGCAGAUUGUUAGAAGAUACAGUGACUUUGAUUUACUGAACAACAGCUUGCAGAUUGCAGGCUUAAGUCUACCUCUCCCUCCCAAAAAAUUGAUUGGAAACAUGGAUCGUGAAUUCAUAGCUGAGAGGCAGAAAGGUCUUCAGAACUAUCUCAAUGUUAUCACCACAAAUCAUAUCCUGUCUAAUUGUGAGCUGGUUAAGAAAUUUCUAGAUCCAAACAACUAUUCUGCGAACUACACUGAAAUUGCCUUACAACAGGUUUCCAUGUUCUUCCGAUCAGAACCAAAGUGGGAGGUGGUAGAACCGCUGAAAGACAUAGGUUGGAGGAUUAGGAAAAAGUACUUCUUGAUGAAGAUUAAAAAUCAACCGAAGGAACGGCUGGUGUUAAGCUGGGCUGACCUUGGCCCUGACAAAUACUUGUCAGAUAAAGAUUUUCAGUGUCUAAUCAAACUUCUACCUUCCUGUUUGCACCCUUACAUUUACCGGGUUACUUUUGCCACAGCCAAUGAAUCCUCUGCAUUGCUAAUCAGGAUGUUUAACGAAAAAGGAACUUUGAAGGAUCUGAUCUACAAGGCAAAACCAAAGGACCCAUUCCUAAAGAAGUACUGUAACCCUAAGAAGAUCCAGGGCCUUGAACUCCAUCAAAUAAAAACAUAUGGACGGCAGAUAUUAGAGGUGCUAAAGUUUCUACACGACAAGGGGUUUCCUUACGGGCAUCUUCAUGCCUCUAAUGUGAUGCUUGAUGGGGACACUUGCCGGCUGCUGGACCUUGAGAAUUCCUUAUUGGGCCUUCCUUCAUUCUACCGACCCUACUUCACACAAUUCAGGAAAAUCAAUACGCUGGAAAGCGUGGACAUCCACUGCUUUGGUCACUUACUAUACGAGAUGACUUAUGGACGGCCACCUGACUCGGUGCCCGUGGACUCCUUUCCUCCCGCACCGUCCCUGGCUGUGGUGGCCGUGUUGGAGUCUACGCUGUCUUGUGAAGCCUGUAAAAAUGGCAUGCCUACCGCCUCCCGGCUCUUACAGAUGCCAUUAUUCAGUGAUGUUUCACUAACCACUUCUGAAAAGCCACAGUUCAAGAUUCCCACAAAGUUAAAAGAGGCAUUGAGAAUCGCCAAAGAAUCUGUAGAAAAGAGACUCACCGAAGAACAGAAGCAGAUUCACCAGCAUCGAAGACUGACAAGAGCUCAGUCACACCAUGGAUCUGAGGAAGAAAGAAAAAAGAGAAAGAUUUUGGCUCGGAAGAAGUCCAAACGAUCUGCUAUUGAAAAUAGUGAAGAGCAUUCAACAAAGUACAUCAACUCUAACAAUUCAGCAGGAUCUGGGGCCAGCUCACCUCUCACACCGUCAUCUCCGACUCCACCCUGCACAGCAGGGCCAUCUGCAUUACCUCCGCUGCCUCCACCCCCGCCUCCACCAGCAGCUCCUCCGCCGCCCGUGGGCACAGAAGCACCUGCACAGCUCUCGCCCCAGCCCCAGGCUAUGAACGGUGUGGGCCGAGGGGCCUUGCUCAGCUCCAUCCAGAAUUUCCAAAAGGGAACUUUGAGAAAAGCCGAAACCUGUGAUCACAGUGCUCCUAAGACUGGCUAAGCUUCCUGUUUACACCGGGAGGGAAAAGUCCUUUUUCUGCUCCACUCCCACCCCUGAAGUCCCCUGCGGCUGAAUGAGCCCUGGGGAGCCCGCACUGCCACACUGUCCUGCAUAUGCUCUGGUAAGGGGCUUUCAAGAGGGCAGGGUCCUCCGAGUAGAGCAAGGUUGGGCCAGCACUGCUGCCCUCGGGAGUGUUCUGCUCCUGUUAGCGCUGAAGAGGGGCCCUAGUCAUCCUCUAGGGCAUCUGGGGGACAGCACAGUACCUGAAUCAGUUUCUUUGCCAACUGAAGGAAAUAGAAGCAGGGACAGUAUUUCAUCACAGUAGUGAAUGGCCUUUGUGCUGCCACCCUUCCCACCCCAUGAGAAACGUUCCUCUCAGCUUAUUUCUCCGAAGCACUUCCUGGGUAUUCCUUAGAUAACUCAUUUCUGCUACCUUUAUUUUGCCUCAGACGUUAAUGCUGUAGCCCAAAGCAUAGUUCUGUUGUUGUGUCAGAGAAGCAACCGAGUUCAUUUUCCCCAAUGGGGGGGGUCCCCAAUAGCGUCUAGUUCCAUCAGGAAUCCCCUUACGACUACGGAACUCAGGGCUUCUGAGAGCAACUUCUCUGGACCCAUCCUUUUUACUUAGAAUAUACUGAGAGACAACAAAAUAUUAUCAUUAGACGUUCCUGCUAGUUAACAUGUUAAAUCCACAGCAGCUGUCAAGUUUGGGGUUUGGGGGUGAUCACUAUUACCACACAAGUAAAUCUGGCAAUAUAGACAUCCAUUCUGAUAUUUGAAAGAUUUAUCCAAAUACAUCUUUUUAAUGUUACUCAUUUAUUCGAUUUUAUCCUAUGAUUUGCUUAAAUUUGAAAAUAAACUGCACUUUAAAGGAUUAUAAAUAAUCCGUUUUAGAAUUCAAAUACACACAUCAGUGUUGGUUACUAUGCAGAAUGUCAUUGUGUACAGUUUCAUGUAAUCAAUCUGAUAAAUAUUCAGCUGUAUUUUUUAUCAAAAUAAACCAUGUCAAGAAACGUUUGUAGGUAUCUCAAAUGAGAAUUUCCCAUUGCAUCUUUUGUAAACAUAAAGAUUCAUGUAGCAGUUUCCUUCCCUAUUGUUUUGUUUUGUGUCAUAGUUCCCACGUAAGAUAUGCUAACAAGCCCGUCUUGUAUGAUUUUGUGUUUCAUUUAAACCUAUCUUUUCUCUCAGUCGAAGAGGACAGUAUAUAACAAUGCCUUUGGUGAUGGGAAGAAUAAAAUGUGUUCAUUUUAAAGGGAAUUGUGUUAGAACUAGGGCACACAAGGAGCAGGGUAAAGUUCUCAUCCCGAGUGUGACGCGGUCUCGGAGAUGGGUUCCUGGGGGAAGUCGUGGGCCUGAGUCUCGAAGCCAGCGCUGCAAUUUUAGAUAAAAGUUUCACAUACGUGAAUAAAAACAACCAGGGAAGGACUGGGACUGUAGCUC
This is a messenger RNA of Fukomys damarensis (Damara mole-rat), 3075 nucleotides long. It is a transcript of the gene Pxk, whose product is annotated as PX domain containing serine/threonine kinase like. Gene Ontology annotation, biological process: protein targeting to lysosome; early endosome to late endosome transport; protein phosphorylation. The coding region runs from base 148 to 1638 and encodes 496 amino acids. Lineage: Eukaryota; Metazoa; Chordata; Mammalia; Rodentia; Bathyergidae. The transcript is spliced from 17 exons. Gene Ontology annotation, molecular function: protein kinase activity; ATP binding; phosphatidylinositol binding. Gene Ontology annotation, cellular component: early endosome; extrinsic component of endosome membrane; late endosome. The record is from RefSeq and is a predicted model, not a curated record.